This is a messenger RNA of Phytophthora infestans T30-4, 1080 nucleotides long. Its product is annotated as metallophosphoesterase 1, putative. Gene Ontology annotation, molecular function: hydrolase activity. The record is from RefSeq and is a predicted model, not a curated record. The transcript has a single exon. Gene Ontology annotation, biological process: GPI anchor biosynthetic process. Lineage: Eukaryota; Oomycota; Peronosporomycetes; Peronosporales; Peronosporaceae. Bases 1 to 1080 code for a protein of 359 amino acids.
AUGGUCCGUGCAUGGGAGCUGGUGCUGGUCACGGCUGCGGCGCUGCUGUGUCAGGCCGGCGUGUUCUACUUCCAGGCGUGGCGCUGCCAGCUGCAGCUCCCCGACACACCGGACGAUACGCUUACCGUCUUGGUCGUGACAGACGUGCAUUUGUUAGGCAAGCGGCGGCGUUCAUUCGUCGAGAGGCUAUGGGUGGAUUGGCAGGUGCGUGCGGCCGCGAGGGCAGCAGUAGACGUACACAGACCCGAGGUGGCACUUGUGCUAGGCGACCAGUUCGACGAGGGCAGUCGCUGGACGCCAAACGCAGACUGGGACGAGUACGCCGACAGAUUCUUCCGCGCCUUCGCGAGUCUCCUGCCUUUAAAGACACUAUACCUGGUGGGCAACCACGACACAUCGUUCGGUCGGGACAUGAGGCUCCAAGACGUGAAGCGCUACGAGGUCACGUUCGGAGCAGCGAACCGCAUAGAUGAGAUUGAAGGACACACCUUUGUAAGUCUCAACACGAUGGCGCUGGACUCGGACGUUGCUAGUCACGACGUAGAAAUAGAGGCAAGGAGCUUCCUGGAAAGCGUCAACUUUGAUGACCUACGAGCACGUACGCGUGGCAGUGUCAUCCUUCUCACACACCUGCCGCUUUUCCGCGUGGAUGACCUCCAGUGUGGGGAAGAACGGCUGCGCGAGGCAGGCCACGUCACGUACGAGGCCCCUGGCUUCAAGUACGAGACGCACCAUCAUGUGCUCUCGCGUGAGCUGUCUGCGAAGCUGCUGGAUAAGAUACAACCCGAUCUAGUGCUUUCAGGACACACCCACGCGUGGUGCGAGUACAAGCACCCCGAUUCCGUAGCAACGGAAUACACUGUCCCAGCGUUCUCGUGGGGACAGCGUCCCGACCCGAGCUACGCGGUGCUGGGGCUGUCGCGAGCCAACCGGCCUGAAGUGACGGCUUGUUACUUGCCGCAGGAGCCGUUCAUCUUCGCCACCUACGCUGCGACUGCUAGCAUCGUUGUUCUGGCUCAUCUCGUAAGACUCGUGCAGAGAUUGCGAAAGUUUAAGGCGGAGAAAACUAAGGACGCUUAA